UCUUCUCAAUUAAUAAAGAGGUUCAAGUUAGAGUUAUUGAAAUUGAAGGAAACGUGUCUCAAGGGUUCUUAACAAAUUACAAAACAAUAUAAAUUCAAACUAUAUAGCUUCCAUUUUAUGGCAAUAUAAUUAUGGAAGAUAACUAGAACAACCAAGAGGAUUAGGCCACAUAACAUGGAGAGGAAUUACUUGCCAAUUCUAUUAUCUCCAAUUGCCACCGAACAGUUUUAUAAUUCCAACCAAAAGUUAACCGUAGACCUCUCGAGGUCCACCUCGGAGAUGAAAGACCAGAGACGCCCGUCGAUGGUAAAAGGAAAGGCUUGGAAAGUCGGGAAGAGAAAGAUGGAGGGGAGCGGGGUCGUCGACUCUCAAAGUCACGGUUAUAGAAAUUGCCUGGCUCGUUCGCGAGGGAGUCGUUCCACAUCCCCAUUCCGCCAUCUUAGCACCGAUGCUCUCUUCCGCUGGCCGCGGAGGCCAACCGAGACGUCUGACCUCUCGUGGCCCACAGGCUUCUUCCACGAUCAUCCUCCAUGGCCAAGGAGAUAG
Molecule: messenger RNA, 546 nt
Organism: Nezara viridula (southern green stink bug)
Lineage: Eukaryota; Metazoa; Arthropoda; Insecta; Hemiptera; Pentatomidae
Source: the annotation of a GenBank genome assembly